GGGGGCCAGGCCGGCGUCCAGAGGCCGGGCAACCCCGAGGCAGCUGUUGGACAGAAGCCCAGGAGGCCGAGCGCCGCGACCCCGGCACUCGGCGGAGCGCCAAGCGGAACGGGCCGUCGCGAACAGGACAACUCUGCGAGGUAGUUGGUCCUCUCCGGGUAGCCAUAAGCGUCAGGUGACCCGCCCGGCAAGGUCUCUGUGGCUCCGGGGUGCCGGGCAGGAGCUAUGGCGGCUUGCAGGCCGCUGUCCCGUUUCUGGGAGUGGGGGAAGAACAUCGUGUGCGUGGGCAGGAACUACGCGGACCACGCCAGAGAAAUGCAGAGUGCCGUGCCGAGCGAGCCCGUGCUCUUUCUGAAGCCGUCCACCGCCUACGCCCCCGAGGGCUCGCCCAUCCUCAUGCCCGCCUACAGCCGCAACCUGCACCACGAGCUCGAGCUGGCCGUGGUGAUGGGCAGGCGCGGCCGCGCCGUCCCGGAGGCCGCGGCCAUGGACUACGUGGCGGGCUAUGCUCUGUGCCUGGACAUGACCGCCAGGGACGUGCAAGACGACUGCAAAAAGAAGGGGCUGCCCUGGACUCUGGCCAAGAGCUUCACGGCCUCCUGCCCCGUCAGCGCGUUCGUGCCCAAAGAGAAGAUCCCUGACCCCCACAACCUGAAGCUCUGGCUCAAGGUCAACGGCGAACUCAGGCAGGAGGGUGAGACAUCCUCCAUGAUCUUUUCUAUCCCCUACAUCAUCAGCUACGUUUCUAAGAUAAUGACGUUGGAAGAAGGAGAUAUUAUCUUGACUGGGACGCCAAAGGGAGUGGGACCCGUUAAAGAAAACGAUGAGAUCCAGGCUGGCAUACACGGGGUCGUCAGUAUGAGAUUUAAGGUGGAAAAAACAGAAUAUUGAGUCUAUACAAAGCACCCUAACUUUUUAACGUGUUUCAGGAGAAGAGGGAGCAAGACAGAAGCAAGCAUAGGUUAUUAAAUGUGACAAUCCUUUAAAAGAAACCGAUUUUUUAAAUGAUUGGAUUGCUAUACCUCAACUCAAGGAAGAUAGACCCUCCAAGAAAAACGUGAUCUAGAAGAGCUGGGCCAGAAUUGGAAAUGAGAAAAGGUGUCUUCCAGGAAAUAACGAGAAUAAAGUAUUCACGGUGCUUCCAAAGUGGAGAAUCUCUGAAACCAAAUUUUCAGAAGACUUACUUUCCUUUCCUACAAGUGGACUGGAUAAGACUUUUCAUUUGGUCAUUCUGGGAUCAGUAGUUCAAGACUUAAAAUCUGCAGAGGAAGCUGAAAAGCAUAUUUCAUCAGUGUUUCCCAGAUUUCCUUGUUCAUGAAAAUCAUCUGGAGGUACUCGUAAAAAUAAAGAUUUCCAAAUUACUGGCCCAUCCCAGGCCCAAUGUAUUAAUUAAUGGAAUUAAUCUCUGGCAUUCCAAGUGAUUCUUAACACAGAAAUGUGGAAAAACACUACUCCACAUAUUCAGUUAAUUAAAGUUGUAUUUAAUAAGUGAACAAUUAAUGAAGACCCCACUGGUUUACUUAGGGUGUGUACCCUGGCCCACAGAUUCUGAGUUUGGGAGGUAAUUUUGAAACUAUUGUUUUCCAAAUAAAUAUGCUGUCUUUUGUGUGGCCUAAAAG
This is a messenger RNA of Ceratotherium simum simum (southern white rhinoceros), 1619 nucleotides long. It is a transcript of the gene FAHD1, whose product is annotated as FAH domain containing oxaloacetate decarboxylase 1. NCBI's taxonomy places the organism in Eukaryota, Metazoa, Chordata, Mammalia, Perissodactyla, Rhinocerotidae. Gene Ontology annotation, cellular component: mitochondrion. Gene Ontology annotation, molecular function: acetylpyruvate hydrolase activity. The record is from RefSeq and is a predicted model, not a curated record.